Colletotrichum godetiae is the source of this 398-nucleotide messenger RNA. RefSeq lists its product as uncharacterized. Bases 90 to 359 code for a protein of 89 amino acids. The record is from RefSeq and is a predicted model, not a curated record. NCBI's taxonomy places the organism in Eukaryota, Fungi, Ascomycota, Sordariomycetes, Glomerellales, Glomerellaceae. The transcript has a single exon.
CCUCUCCAGCCGCAACCUCACGAGCCCCGGUCCUUGCUUUUCCGAGCUCUCUCUCCCAACUUGGAGUACGAAGUAUCCAACAUUUCCCGAUGGGAUGGAUGGCUACCCAACGAUUCCAAUGCUGUCCAGCACACCUACUGCGUAAGGUGCCUCAGACCUUCCGCGUUGAUGCUUCCCCAGCCUGCAACCGUGCUACCACUUCGCCUCAACAGAGGCUGACAGCUCGCACUCGCAGCACGUCCAAGCAGCAACCCGAGUCGGAGCAUCUGCAUAGAAAAACGCAAAAUAAGAAAAAUACCUACCUACGGACACACAGUGACGAGAGAGCGCUUGUAAAAACGGCGGACCACUGGAACUGACACGCGGCGGAAAGACAGACGACCCAUCCACAUCGUCGG